This is a messenger RNA of Aspergillus oryzae RIB40, 3141 nucleotides long. RefSeq lists its product as uncharacterized. Lineage: Eukaryota; Fungi; Ascomycota; Eurotiomycetes; Eurotiales; Aspergillaceae. The coding region runs from base 1 to 3141 and encodes 1046 amino acids. Gene Ontology annotation, molecular function: phosphopantetheine binding. The transcript is spliced from 2 exons. The record is from RefSeq and is a predicted model, not a curated record.
AUGGAACCCCCGCAUGAGCCUGGGCUUUCUGGGCUUCUAUCGAGACAAUUUAAGCGAUUUGCAACCUCGGUGGCUAUUAGAGACGAUGAGUGCCAUCUUUCGUAUGCUCAGCUUCAUGCAAAAGCGUUGAACCUGGUUUAUCAGAUCCGAUGUUUACAAGUGCAGCCCGAAGUUCCGAUUGGGAUCCUCUCACCGCGAGGUAUAAAUCAUGUUGUGUCGCAGAUCGCUGUCAUAUAUGCUGGGGCGACGUGUGUUCCGUUAGACGUGAACCAUCCUGUGCAGUACUUGGCUAAUCUAUUGAGGAAUCUCGAUAUCUCCAUUCUAUUGACCGACAAAGCCAAUUCGCACCGACUGGAAGCCCACGGAUUUAGUCAAAUUGUGGUGGACCACAGGUCGAUGCUCACCUUAGUAUGUGAGGAGCUCGGGUAUGAUGUGAUUGAUCUACAGCCAUCGCAAUAUCGAUCACAUAUCUUCCAUACGUCUGGUUCAACGGGUCGUCCAAAGCCUGUACAGGUGCUCGCCAGAGGAAUCAUCAACUACUGCCUCAAUGAAACGUUUGUUCCGGUCCAUGAGGGCCAGCAAUUUGGCCACCUUAGUAAUGUCACGUUUGAUGUGUCUAUCAUGGAGACACUGGGAUCGUUUCUCCGCGGUGCUACGGCAGUAGUGCUAGAUCGUGACACGGUGCUUGAUCCCGCUAGGUUGGUGAAACGUAUACGGGAAGAUAAGAUCGAUGUACUCUGGCAGACUCCAGCGCUAUUGGCUACAACGAUAAAUGCCUACCCACAAGCAUACAUAACAGUUGACACGCUUCUUACCGGUGGAGAGGUGGUAACGGCUCAACUGGCGCGAAAGGUCUUAAUAUAUGGCCCACCGAAGCGGCUGUUAAAUCUUUACGGCCCCACAGAGUGUACUAUGUUCUCAACAUUCCAUAACAUCUCAAUGGACGAUGUGGAAAGGGGUAAUAUUUCUAUCGGGAAGCCGAUGGACGGAUACGAGGUCAUAGUAGUGAAUGACAACCUCGACGUCUUACUGCAUGGAGAAGUUGGGGAAUUGGUAAUCGGUGGUAAAGGAGUCGCAGGAGGAUAUCUCAGCGAGUCCAAAAAGCCCGGUAAUGCAUUUAUCCAGCUAGGGCACUUUUGUCCCAAUCAACAGGUGUAUCGAACAGGAGAUCUUGGACGGUGGAAUUCAGCUGGGCUGCUCGAAUUUGUGGGUCGACGUGACAACCAAGUCAAGAUACGAGGUCAUCGUAUCGAGCUUGAAGCAGUCGAGGCCAUCCUGAUGGCGACAGGGUUAGUUUCGGCGGCAGCAGCCGUAAAGAUAGACGUAGAUAGUAACAGUGACGCCGAGUCGAUUUUGCUAGCGUGCGUGGUACCCAUUUCCGAGGAUACGAAUCCAUUGACCAUCAGGCAGGCCUACACCAAGAAUGCACCUUAUCUCAUGCUGCCGCGUUUGGAAGUAGUAGGCCAUUUGCCUCUAACAAAUACCCAUAAGAUCGAUCGUCGGAAGUUGGUUGAGCAAUACUCCGAGAGGAUAGGGCAAAAAAGAACAUCACCAUUGCAUGAGCCACUAUCGCCGAUUCAGCAAAUUGUGGCGGAUGUAUUUGGAUCGCAGAUGGGACCAGAAGACAACUUCUUUGUAAUGGGCGGGUCCUCAUUGCAUGCAGCCCGCCUGGUAUCUCGCGUGAAGGAGGAUCUCGGUGUCCAGCUACGGAUCGCGAUGGUAUAUGAACACCCAACUCAACUAGAACUCGUCAAUCUUAUCGAGUCGCUGCGAAAGGGUGAGGUGUGGACAGACAAGAAUGAGACUCUUUGGCAGCCAGACCUGAAUCUCGGGAAAGACAUGCGGCCAAUACCUGGCGAUAUAGUGGACUGGACGACGCAAAGCGAAGGGCGCGUUUUCCUCACCAGAGUAACGGGGUUCAUCGGCAUCUUCCUACUAAAGGAGCUGCUCCUUCGGUCAAAUGUUCAGCGAGUGGCAUGCUUGGUACGUGCUACAGACGAGCUGGAAGCCGUCAAGCGCAUCCUCAAGGCAUUAGAUCUGUAUGGGCUCCGACCUUCUCACAUGGAAAAGAUCUGGGCCAUUCCAGGAGACUUUUCUAAGGAAAAUUUAGGUCUCGGUGGCGAAGUGUAUGAUUAUUUUGCAGAGUGGGCGAGCAUCAUCUUCCACCUAGGAGCACGCGUGAACUGGAUCGAGCCCUACGAAGCUCACCGUCAAGCGAAUGUCCUAGGACUGUUGAACAUGAUUCAAUUCGCAAACACAAAGCGUCCAAAGGCUAUCCAUUAUGUUUCAAGCACCUCUGUAUAUGGUCCCACAGGGCUUUUGACUGGGGCGACGUACAUCCCGGAAGAUGAAAAUCCAGAAUUCCAUCUCGCAGCUUUGAAGUACGACACCGGAUAUACGCAAAGUAAAUCCGUUGCCGAAGUUAUUGCGUGGAAUGCGAUCGCCAACGGUCUAGCCGUGACCAUCCACCGUCCUGGUUUUGUCCUUGGUCACAGCGAAACAGGGAUUGGGAAUUCCGAGGAUUUCUUCAGUCGCGUAGUCCCUAGUUGUGUGGGCAUGGGUUGUUAUCCUGCACUCUCCGAGCACCGCGAUGCCUUCGUGUCAGUAGACUUUGUUGUGUUAGCGCUGUUACACAUCGCAUCAUCGGAGAAGUUCUUCGGUCGAGCUUACAACCUUGUCGAGCCUCACGGGGAUGCCAUGAUUUCCCUCUCAGAGAUUUUCGAGGGCAUAAGCGCAGCCCUUCCAGCAUGCUCCUUGAUCGAGGUUCCAUACGGAGAUUGGGUGGGAAAAUGCCAGUCUCGAACUUAUGCAAAGACUCAGCAUCCCUUGAAGCCACUCAUGCCCAUGUUGGAAGAAACCGUCCUGGACAACAAGACACGUUGGGAACUGCAGGCGAGAAUGCCAGUCGUCGGUACGGAGAGCCUGCGGAAUGCCCUCAGGGCGAGUCCCAAUCUCCUUUGCUUUCCGACGAUACGGACCCUUUUACCCAAGUAUAUUCGACACUGGCUUGAGAUGGCGCAAGGGGUAACGUACAAUAAGAAACCCCUCGAAAACGGUCAGUGCUCACCGGAAAUGAAGGAAAGACGCUCUAACUACAUUGAGAACAUUGGAAGACAAGGCCAAAUGGGUCUAGACCUUUAA